AUGCCAAGCCGGGCCUCGGAAGCAGCUGCUGCAGGCAGCAGCAGCGCCAGCAGGAGCAGCAGCGCCAGCAGCAGCAGCAGCAGCAGCAGCAGCAGCAGCAGCAGCAGCAGGAAGAUUUGUUUGUUUGUUGAUGAUAUGAGGAUGGCGUUGCAGCCAAUCCUUUUAUGUGUGGGGCGUGGUUUACGAGGUGGAUAUGUAUGGGUGCUGCUGCUGCUGCUGCUGCUGCAGCAGCAGGUGCUGCAGCAGGAGCAGCACGAAGUUGCUGCACAAGUGUUAGGCAUAGAUUUAGGAUCCGAAUUUAUUAAAGCUGCUGUUGUUGCUCCGGGUAAAGCAGCAGAAGAAAUAGGGUAUAUAGGAGAUGAAGGAGAUAAAGAUAAAGAGAAUGAAGCAGCAACAACACCUUCUGCUGCAGUUGCUGCUGCAGCAGCAGCAGCAGCAGCAACAGGGCACUGCAACAACGGGUUUGUCUCUAGCGGUGCAGCAGCAGGAGUGCAGCACGCCUUAGAUAAAUAUGAUGCAGCAGCAGCAGCAGCAGCAGCAGCUAAAACAGCAACUGCAACAUCAACUGCAGCAGCAGCAGAUAAUGCUGCUGCAGCAGAUGCAGAAGUUGUUAAGAUGAUACUCAAUGUUGGCAGCAGCACAGUAGACGCAGCUGUUCUCUCUUUUAAAACAGGAAGCAGCAGCAGCAGCAGCAGCAGCAGCAGCAACGGGAAGCAGCAGGGAGUGCCUCAGGUGUCUGUUAUUAGCUGCAGCAGCAGCGCAGCAGGAGGAGGACGCGCUGUUGAUGUGCUGGUAGCAGAAGCCCUUCGCCAGGGAUUUGAAGCGGAGAAUAAGGGUUUUGAGUUGUCUGCUUCUCCUCGGGCUUUGAAGAAGCUGGAGAUCCGUGCUGCAGCAGCAAAGAAGGUGUUAAGCACUAAUCGUGUUGCUGCUGUCUCUAUAGAGGGUUUCUUUAAACAAAAAGACUUGAAGAGACAGCUGCAGCGAGAAGACCUUGAAGCUAUGCUAGAGAAGAGCAGUCUCCUUGAGCAGCUACGCCAAACAGCAACAGCAGCAGCAACAGCAGCAGCAGCAGCAACAGCAGCAGCAGCAGAACCAGAACCAGCAGCAAAGUCAGACUCAGACUCAGACCCAGCAGCAGAAUCAGCAGCAUCAGCAGCAGCAGCAGCAGCAGCAAUGAAGGGUAUUGAAGCUAUUGAGCUUGUCGGAGGAGGCUGGAGAGUGCCGCGAGUGCUGCUAGAGAUCCAGAACUUAAAAGGAGACAAAGAGUCUAUUCAAACGCUGCUGAACGGCGACGAAGCAAUGACGACAGGUGCUGCUUUUGUUGCUGCUAAUUCAACAGCAACAUUUAGAGUGAGGAAGCUGCUGCUGAAGGACGGGGCGCCACAGACCUACACCCUACGCUUCCUAGACAUACAAGACCCAGACAAGCAACAGCAGCAGCAGCAGCAGCAGCAGCAGGAAGAGCAGCACUAUGAAAAGGUGCUUAUUAAACCUUAUGCAAGGCUCGGAGGCAGCAAGAAGGUUUUAAUUAAAGCUGAGAAAGAUUUUACUGUGCAGCUUCUAGAAGACAGUAAUGUUCUUUCGACGCAUUCUAUUUCAGGUGUACAGGCAGCUCAGGAGCAGCUGCAGCAGCAGCUGCAGCAGCAGCAGCAGCAGCAGCAACUGCAGCAGCAGGAAGGAGACGAAGAUGCAACAAAAGCAGAGCUUAUCUUCUCAGUUGAUGCUGCUGGAGUUAUUGAAUUAAAGACAGCAGCGCUUGUACGUGAACGCGUAGCAUACACUGAAGACAGCGAGAAGCAAACACCUGCUGCUGCUGCAGCAGGAGAAGCAGCAGGAGAAGCAGCAGCAGAAGGAGAAGCAGCAGACAAGGAAGAGAAGUGCAAGGACCCCAAAGACCCUGCUUGCGCUGCAGGAACCGCAGGCAGCAGCGACAGCAGCAGCAGCAGCAGCAGCAGCGACAGCAGCAGCAGCGACAGCAGCAGCAGCGACAGCAGCAGCAGCAGCAACGGAGACAGCAGCAAGAAGAGGAAGCGAGUGGUGUUGACAGCUCGCAAAUCUUUAUCUGUAAGCAGCAAGGAGUCUCUGCCAGUCCCUCUAUCUGCUGCAGAAAGGAGACAGUUGAAAGAGCUGCUGCUGCAGCAGGAAGAGAAGGACAGAGAAGCGCAGCUGCUGCAUGAAGCAUUAAAUAAUUUAGAAGCUUUUAUUUAUAAAGCAAGGGGUAGUAUAAGAGACGGCUCUCUUGAUGAAGUAACGGAUGAGACGUUCCGAGAGCAGCUGCUGCAGCAGCUGCAGCAGGAUGAAGAUUGGGUGUACGGCGAUGCUGCAGCAGCAGGUCGUGCUGCAGUUGAGCAAAAGCUUGACACACUUAAAGAUACACUUGAGCCUGCUUACUUCAGAGCAAGAGAGUUAAAUGUUAGAGAGAGCCUGCAGCAAAAGACAGACCAGCUGCUGCUAGAUGCUGCAGCAAGGCUUGAUCAGUUUGCUUCGCUACGCCCGUGGCUGCCUAAGGAUAAGAUUUCAAGUGUACGUACAGCUCGAAAUCAGCUGCUGCAGUGGUGGGAGGAUAUUAAGCAGCAGCAGCAGCAGCGAUCGCUGCUGCUAGCACCUCUAUACACUGAAGCAGAAGUGCUGCAGCGGCUUAAAGAGCUUCAAAGUAAAUUAAAAUCCUUAGAAGCAAUACCUAAACCCACUACAACUACGACUACAUCAAACCCUAAGAAAGAAGAAAAGAAAGAGGGUGAUGAGCAGCAGCAGCAGCAGGAGCAGGAGGGAGAGCAGCAGCAGCAGCAGCAGCAGCAGCAGCAGCAGGAGGAAGAGAAGCAGGAGCAGCAGCAAGAAGCAGAGACUGGCCAGCAAGGAGACACACAAACAGACGAGGAGAAGCAGGGCGAUGCAGCAGCAGCAAACGAAAAUGAAAAGAGAGACGAGCUAUGA
This is a messenger RNA of Eimeria acervulina, 2934 nucleotides long. Its product is annotated as DnaK family protein, putative. The transcript has 5 exons. Gene Ontology annotation, biological process: cellular response to hypoxia; endoplasmic reticulum unfolded protein response; negative regulation of hypoxia-induced intrinsic apoptotic signaling pathway. Lineage: Eukaryota; Apicomplexa; Conoidasida; Eucoccidiorida; Eimeriidae. The coding region runs from base 1 to 2934 and encodes 977 amino acids. Gene Ontology annotation, molecular function: ATP-dependent protein folding chaperone; ATP binding. Gene Ontology annotation, cellular component: endoplasmic reticulum chaperone complex. The record is from RefSeq and is a predicted model, not a curated record.